Messenger RNA from Fonsecaea nubica, 1572 nucleotides. RefSeq lists its product as hypothetical. Gene Ontology annotation, molecular function: transmembrane transporter activity. The record is from RefSeq and is a predicted model, not a curated record. Gene Ontology annotation, cellular component: membrane. Gene Ontology annotation, biological process: transmembrane transport. The transcript is spliced from 8 exons. NCBI's taxonomy places the organism in Eukaryota, Fungi, Ascomycota, Eurotiomycetes, Chaetothyriales, Herpotrichiellaceae. The coding region runs from base 1 to 1572 and encodes 523 amino acids.
AUGAGCAAACAGGCUGAGAUUGGCACCAUGGGCGAGGUGGUUGCCGAGACCGCCAGUGACGAUGUCGUCCUGGGUGAGAAGGCGGGAACAUCGAGGGAUGUGGAGGAUAUGAAGCGUAUGGGCAAAGAACAAUUGUUCAAGCGCAACUUUGGUUUUUUGUCCAUCUUCGGCUUCGCCAUGAUUCUGAUGCAAACCUGGCAAGCGCUGCUCGGAACUAUUGCCUUUGGUCUUGGUAAUGGUGGAACAGCGGGUCUGAUAUAUUUGUACAUCGUCGUCGUGGUUUUCUUUACCCUGGUCAACAUCUCAAUGGCUGAGAUGGCUUCCAUGGCUCCGACAGCAGGUGGCCAAUACCAUUGGAUCUCGGAAUUUGCGCCCCGGAGUCGACAAAAGCUCCUCUCGUUUAUCGUUGGCUGGCUCUGUACUCUCGGCUGGCAGAGUGGUGUGUCGAUUGGUUGCUUUUUGGCAGCCACCGAGAUCCAAGGCCUGAUUGUCCUCAACAACGACUCGUAUGUCUAUGAGCGAUGGCACGGCACUCUCCUCACCAUUGCCAUUGUGCUCUUUGUCGCCUUUUUCAACACCUUCCUCGCCAAACAUCUGCCUCUGGUCGAGGGUAUGGUUCUCUGUUUGCAUAUUGGCGGUUUCAUCUGCAUCCUUGUUCCCCUCUGGGUUCUGGGCCCUCGUGGAAACUCGCACGAGAUCUGGACAGUCUUUGAAGACGGCGGCAAUUGGGGUUCAACCGGUCUCGCAACACUGGUCGGUAUCAUCACGCCUGCCACCGCAUUCCUUGGUGCCGACGCUGCCGUGCACAUGGCCGAGGAGCUGAGGAACGCUUCCAAGACCCUGCCGAGGGUCAUGCUCUGGACUUCGAUCGUCAACGGUAGCCUGGGUUUCAUUAUGCUCAUUACUUUUUGCUACACCCUAGGCGAUCUGGAGGAUGUCCUCUCGACUCCAACCGGCUUCCCUUUUAUUCAAGUCUUUUACAAUGCGACUGGCUCCAAGGGUGGUGCCACGGCCAUGUCAUGCAUCCUCGUUCUAUCGGCAGUGGCCAACGGCAUGACCAACAUGGCCACGGCGUCUCGCCAACUGUUCGCAUUUGCUCGUGACAAGGGUCUUCCCUUCCACACCUGGUUUGCCAGGGUCGACAGCCGGUUCGAAGUGCCAAUCAACUCUGUCCUUUUCACCGUCACCUUCUCCGUCCUCUUCUCUCUCAUCAACAUCGGCUCAACCGUCGCCUUCAACCAGAUUCUGUCUCUGGGUGUCGCAUCCUUGUUGUCAUCCUACUUCAUCUCCAUUGCCUGUGUUGCCUGGCGCCGAGUCGCCAAUCAACCGCUGCUCGACCGAGUUUUCGACCUCGGCCGAUUUGGAAUUCCCAUCAACUUUGCCGCCCUUGCCUUCCUCCUUCUGACCUUGGUCAUGAGUUUCUUCCCCGGAGGAGCCAACCCGACGCCACAAACGAUGAAUUGGUCUUCGCUGGCGUACGGAGCUGUGCUGAUCCUCGGAGGUAUCUACUACAUCUUCUGGGCCCGACACCACUAUGUCGGACCUGUGGAAUAUGUCCGCAAGAGUGCUUAA